AUGCCAUCACAAUAUACUCAAAAAAAAAAACCGCGCAAAUACGAAUUCUGUAACAAACGAAAUUUAUCAAUAUGCCAUAAAAAUGUGCCUUUUUGUCCGGUCUUGGUCAUGAAACAGUGGUUGAAACUUAAAAAUUCAACCCAUCAAAUUUUACAAAAUGUAGAAAGAAACAGUGUAAUUAAGAAGCAUGAAAUUCAUCAAUACGUUAGAAAUAUUUGUAAUGAAUGUCAACAUUUACUUCAAAAAAUUUGCUUAGUAAAAGAUGAAGACUAUUUACCAGAAGAAGAAGAAGCAUUCAAAACAGCAAUUAUAAAAGCUCAAUUAAUUAAAAGUUGA
Dentiscutata heterogama is the source of this 336-nucleotide messenger RNA. The record is from the annotation of a GenBank genome assembly. Lineage: Eukaryota; Fungi; Glomeromycota; Glomeromycetes; Diversisporales; Gigasporaceae.